UUGCUGGGUAACUGUAACAGCUCUUACAGCAUUUGGCAUUAGGUUCUCCUUGACUUUUUGGCUGUUGUGCACAAGAGCACUGGACUCCUGCAUGGUAUAGCUGGUAAUUGUCACCUUUUUUGUUUGUGCUGCUGACCUGAAGCAUGAUUGUGCCUGCCGAGUGUAUGCAUGGAUUGAGCUCAGGUAUCUGUGAGAUAAAUGGCUCAUUUAAAUUGGGAGCUACUAAAAUACUCUCUGGCUGGCAAAUGCAGUGCCUAGCAGCAGUCAUCAAGGACGAACCAAACAUGAGUGGAGGAGGGGAGCAGGUCGACAUCCUUCCGGCCAAUUAUGUGGUCAAAGAUCGCUGGAAAGUGUUGAAGAAAAUCGGUGGUGGAGGCUUUGGGGAGAUUUAUGAGGCAAUGGAUCUGCUUACCCGGGAGAAUGUGGCGCUGAAGGUCGAGUCAGCUCAGCAACCCAAGCAAGUUCUCAAGAUGGAAGUGGCUGUGCUGAAGAAGCUGCAAGGGAAGGAUCAUGUUUGCAGAUUUAUUGGCUGUGGAAGAAAUGAAAAAUUUAAUUAUGUGGUCAUGCAACUUCAGGGCCGAAAUCUUGCAGAUCUCAGAAGAAGUCAGCCUCGAGGGACCUUUACACUGAGCACAACGCUACGAUUAGGCAAACAGAUUCUGGAGUCAAUAGAAGCCAUUCACUCUGUGGGAUUCCUGCAUCGUGACAUCAAACCUUCCAAUUUUGCCAUGGGCCGGUUACCUUCAACGUACAGGAAAUGCUACAUGUUAGACUUCGGCCUGGCCCGUCAGUAUACCAACACCACUGGUGAAGUCAGGCCACCUCGCAACGUUGCUGGUUUUCGGGGAACAGUACGAUAUGCAUCAAUCAAUGCUCAUAGAAACAGAGAGAUGGGUCGACAUGACGAUCUGUGGUCCCUGUUUUACAUGUUGGUGGAGUUUGCAGUUGGUCAGCUUCCUUGGAGAAAGAUCAAAGAUAAGGAGCAAGUUGGCAUGAUAAAAGAAAAGUAUGAACAUCGAAUGCUGUUAAAACACAUGCCUUCAGAGUUCCACCUUUUUCUGGAUCAUAUUGCAAGCCUAGACUACUUCACCAAGCCAGACUAUCAGCUAAUCAUGUCCGUGUUUGAGAACAGUAUGAAAGAAAGAGGCAUCACUGAAAAUGAAGCUUUUGACUGGGAGAAGGCUGGUACGGAUAUCUUGUUGUCCACUAGCACUUCUACUCCGCCACAGCAAAACACCAGGCAAACAGCAGCCAUGUUUGGGGUGGUUAAUGUCACUCCAGUACCAGGAGAUUUGCUUCGUGAGAACACUGAGGAUGUCCUACAGGGUGAACAUCUGAGUGAUCAAGAGAAUGCUCCUCCCAUCCUGUCAGGCCGGCCAGCUGAAGGUCUUGGCCAGACACCAAACACCGCUUUCAAUGAGGCUGAAGUUUGGGAAGAGACAGAUGUGAAUCGCAACAAACUCAGGAUCAGCAUCAGCAAAACUCAGUGCAUGGUGGAAGAAGAUCAGAGAAAUGGGGUAUGCCCCAGCUCCCCUGUCCGAGUGCCUCCAGAGUCCCCUACCGCACAAGCGCGCUCCCUAAGAUAUCGCCGUGUGAACAGCCCGGAGUCAGAACGCCUCUCUACAGCUGAUGGCAAAGCAGAUCUACAUGAAAGAAGAUCACGAAUGGAUUUGCCUGGCUCUCCAUCACGGCUUGUGUGCUCCUCCCAGCCGGCCCAGAUGCUGUCCAUUGACACUGGCCAGGCUGACCGGCAGGCAAGUGGUCGGAUGGAUGUGUCUGCUUCAGUGGAACAUGAAGCCCUCAGCAAUGCUUUCCGCUCAGUGCCACUUGCAGAGGAGGAGGACUUUGAUAGCAAGGAGUGGGUUAUCAUUGAUAAGGAGACGGAGCUGAAGGACUUUCAUCCAGGUGCUGAGCCAAGCACCUCUGGCACCACAGAUGAGGAGCCUGAGGAGCUAAGACCUAUCGAAGAUGGUGAGGAGAGAAGGCGCUUGGGGGCAGACGCUGCAGUCAGGCCGAAGACUCAUGAUGGGCGAAGUCGGGGUAUGCAGCCUGUGACUGAGGAGGACAGUUCCCACAGACAUGAAGGACCUUCCCAAACAGUAUCUGACAGUAAACAUGAACAGCAGACAGGAAGUCCAGCCCACUCUCCCCUACACUCAGCACCAGCUAUCCGACAAAGGAGACGAGAAUCUGAACCUACUGGUCCUCAGAGACAGGCAUAUACACUGAAGUCAUUUGAAAUGAAUGGUCUGCCCAAGGCGGUGCCUUUAAGUUUGCCUUAUCAAGACUUCAGAAAGGACGUAUUGGACUACUGGGAAAAGGCUAAGAUGUCCCAGCGGAUAAAGAGAGUUGAUUUCUCAAAUGUUGUCUUGACUGCUCCUUGCAAGCCCCUGGAACCUUACCUGGAAAUGAAUGGAAAAGAGGAGGAGGAAGAAGACGAGGAAGAAGAUGAAGAUGAGGAAGAUGAUGAAGAGGAUGUGGAGGAGGAAGGGGCUGAAAUUGACAUGCACAGUGGUUCCAGCAGUGACCUGAGUCAAAAGAGCACAGAGCGCAGCCAGGAGUGCGCACCAUCCACCCUCCUGGCUGAUGACCAGAAGGGAUCCAAGGGUCGAGCUUCCAUGGCUGACGGGGACUUGGAACUGGAGGAAGGCUCAAAAACACUGGUGCUGUUUUCACCAGGUGAUCUGAAAAAAUCUCCAGUGACCGCAGACUUGCCACCAGAAGUUGAUCUGGGGACUCUUGCCGCACUGACACCUCAGAGCGAACGGCCGCAGCCAAUGGGCAGCCAACUAGAUGUGUCUGAGCCAGGGACCCUGUCCUCAGUCCUUAAGUCUGAACCAAAGCCUCCCGUGGCAGUGGCUACAGCUUCCUCCCCGUUUACCAAAGUCGAGCGCACAUUUGUUCAUAUAGCGGAAAAGACCCACCUAAAUGUCAUGUCUUCCAGCGGCCAGCUGAUGAGGCAUGAGGAAUACUGCCCUCCGGGCCAGUUUGAAGAGGUCAUUAUUGAAGAGGAGCUGGAAGACAACCUGGUGUUGGUAGAGAAUGGAAGCAUCCAUUCGGGGCUAGAAGGGGCAGAGACGGAGAGCUGUGCACUUUCUGCUAAUCCCAUUGAAACCACCUCAGAAACAGUGGGGGAGCAGCUGUCAGUCCCCAAUGUAGCAAAGCCUCCUGAGGAUAAGGCAGAGUCCUCUGACAAUGUGGCACUCUCGCUGGAUUUGGAAGAGUCUGCCAAGGUGGUAACCAGAGAGCCUGACCUUGAGAAGCCAGCACUGGUAGCUGAACACCUGAAGCCAGCAGAGACCCUCCCUGAUGCCCCACAGCAGGGCCCCAGGAGACCUCUGGGCUCCAGGUAUAGAAGUCGGAUCCCCAUUUUAUUCUCUGAGGAGGACACUGGCUCUGAUCUUUCAACUUCACUCUCAGCCAAAGACAGGCUUUAUAAGAGGGCAAAGCAACCUGAUCUGGCUCGUUUAGUGAUGGAGAAGAGGCAAAACUGCCUCCUUAGGCUGGCCUCGGGGGCCUCCUCCUCAGCAUCCUCCAGCGAUGAGAGGCGGCGGGCCUCAGAAACCCUGUCAGCCACUGGUUCUGAGGAGGACACCCACGACUCUGAUGACUCCAUCCCGAAAAAGGCAGGGAAGAAAGCUGCCCUCCUGGGGAGAGAAGAGAAACUCAUAAGCACAAAGAGCAGAAUUCCUCGGCCCAUCACGCCUGUGAAAACACCGCUGGAGACAAUGAAGUCUGAGAGCUCCACAGCCGCUGUGAUGGCAGUGCUACCGAGCUCCCCGCAGGAUGCAGCUGUUGCCUACAGGCUCCAGGCACAGAGACCAGCUGGAAGUGUCCCAGACAACUGCAGAACAACUCAGAUACAAAGCCGGCUUCCUCCUUCACCAAGUUCCACAUCUCUUCCUCCGCGGAGCAGCACGCAGAGAUCCAGCUGCGCAUCCCCUCGGAGCCCUGUCCUUCCUUCCAAAGCCCCCAGUGCUUCCCCAAGAAGCCAGUUGCUGCCUCGGAGGGAAAGCCCUUCUCCCUGCAGACAGCAUAAGCCAGGGACUGCUCUCCAGCGAGUUCCACCUUCCCCCCGACCUCAGUCGCAGGCUCAGGCCCCUGGGCCAACAGGAGACUCCCUGCCCUCUCCUGGCAUGGCCAAAAAAAGGCAAAGAGGAAAAACCCAGACUCAGAGUCCAGCAACCAAAGGAAAGCAGGUGUCCCUGGAAAGUAAGGCAACUGCCAGAUAAUGAUCUUCUGCCAGCCCAACAGACUGGGUAACUUCUGCAUAUAGUAUACACUUGAGAUGCUGCAGCACAGCCUUCCAUGCCGGAACCACGAGUGUAUAGCGGUAGCUGUACUUCAAUGCUUCACUCACUCUCACCCCACACGGUUGCGAUCAGCUCCCACAGGCCUGAAAGCCUCUGAGCCACGGAGCCUUCUUCAAGGGAAACAUCCAGUCCGCAGCUCACGCUUGCUAAUGCACGGCACCAAGCAGUGCCCCUGGCAGCCUGCCUAGUGCCUGACCCCCCACUCCCCAGGCAUUCCCCUCUCUCUGUUGGCAAUACCCGUUGCCAAUACUGACCCUGGAAAGAGGAGUGGAAGUGAUGACAGCCUGCUGGAGAGGAAGGCUCCUGUCCUGCAGGCAGCCCUUGCUCUCUCUUUGCUGGGAAAACACGGCUGCCAACAGCCGAGUGUUGGCUCCCCUCCUGCAACUUGUGUUAGUGAGGGCUUGUCACCAGCCCAGCUCAGAGUGACAGGUGUGGUGUUUGUUGUGUGCUGAGAGAGGGGCAGGAGAGGCUGGAGGGGCUUUGCCCUCCUUUUUCCACAAGGGCCUCUGCAGGCAGAAGUGGGGCACGGGCAGCUCUUGUCGGGAUGCUCCUGCCUGCUCUAGGCUGUCCUGCAGAGCUGUUUCAGCAGCUGCCUGUGGGGCAGGUAUUGAGGUGGAAGUAGGGAUGUAUGGGCAGCUUGCUGGGAAAUCCGGAGCGCUAAUAUGGGAUCUGGAAGGGAGCACUCUGCAGCCACUUCUAUCAGAUACCGAACUGUGACCUGUGGAGACCACAGCUUCUGACAUGGGUGGUUCCUCCCAGCCUGAGUGUGGUUGGUGCCAUGGUCCUGUUGGCCACUCAAACACAGCUCCAUGAUGUGAAUAGUCACUGGAUGCCUUCAGCUCGUGUGCCCCCUGCACCUAAAUUCCUCAUGUUUUACUGUCUUGAAUUACUUGAAUACUGCUUGUGAAUUUUGGCAUUGUAGUUGAAGGUUCCCCUACACAGCAGGGUGGGAAAUAAUGAUCCUGUAGUAUAAAGCUGCUGCUUUGCAAGGAGUUUUGCUGGUACGUCGUGGGCAUCCUGUGCAUUUCUCAUCAGGAGAUCAGGUUUAUGUCUUUCGCGGUGCUCAGCUCUUCCACACAUUGCCUAACGACCAACAGUGUGAACACAAAAGCAAGGGCUGUGCUCUUAAAUAAUAUGACCAGAACGUAAGCUUAGCUCUCAAUUAGAACCGCACUCCAACUUUUAGCUCCCCAACUAAUUAGGAUGGAUUGAAAAUUCAAGCCAGGAGGACUGAAAACUGCCCGAGCCUGAUAAGAUCUUGAAAUGGUCACAAAUUCUUACCUGCAUUGGGAAACAAUAUAGACCCAAAUACUUGGGGCUUCAUGCCAUUGUCACACCUAAAAGAAGUUCUGUAUAAGGCAGAACAAAAUGAUGGCUGCUCUGCCCACCUAUUCCUGCAGCUGUAACUAGCAGCUUCGGAAUAGAUCUGCAGACAAGAAAAGCUUGAUGGAAGAAUCCAUAUGGUAAUAACUAUGAUUCAUUUGAAUGCAUUUACAGGAACACGCAUGGAUCAGGAGAGCUGUGAUGGAGUAGCAGGGAGAACAGGACACUCCUGGGCCAUCAGAACAGGGAAAUGCCUAGAAACAAGCAAUGGGAAUUCCCUCUCUACACAGUGUUGACAAUGCUAGGAAUUUAUCAUGUGGUUCAAAAUGUUUGCUGUUUUCCUUAGAAGUCAUUCACCCUUGUAGAGUAAGAAGCAGAGCUUCUCCUCCAAGAACACAUCCCAGCUCUAAUCUCUGCAGAGGGGCACUGGGAAUUCCACAAGUGCUACAGGGCUAUUUACAUGGUUAGCAAACCUGCUUUGUCAUGGGAGGCCAGUGAAGAACCAUUAAUUGUAUUUGUUCAAGAGAAAUUUAAAUUAGAAUUGUCCAUGGCCCAGCUGUACCACGUCAAGAAGGAAAGAAGAAUGCCAGUGAAUGAUUUCCAGCAUGGAAAUUCUUGUUUGAUAGGGCUGGGCUGAUGCUGCAGCUGGAUCUGCAGUACUGCCAUGCACUGUCUAUCCUGAGUCAUCAGGUCCAGUGGCACUGAGAGCUGUCUGGCUGCAGCAGGGCUGAGAGCCAGAGCAGGAGCUGCUGGCUGCUGCCACUCACAGGCUCCCAAUAUUGUUCCUGCAGGGCCUGGCCAUCCCCAUGUGUCCCACAGGUUUGGAGCUCCAGACCUGUCCCCUUCCCCAGUGGCAAAUGAUGCUGUGAUGUUCCAGGUGAAGUGCUUCACAUUGCCUCUUACAGUCCUUCACUGAGAGUAUUUUUGAACAGGAUCUUCAGUGCUGGGCUCGUUCAGUCAAGUGAUUAAAAUCAUUUGCUCAUUUGCUAAAAUUGGCAGUGCAAAGAGUCAGGCUUCAUGCAAGCACCGCUCAGCAACCAUUAAAUGUCAGUGUGUUAUCAACACUAUUCUCACACCACCACGCCAGCCACUACAAAGGAAGCUGACUCCAUCCCAGCCCAAACCACGGCACUUGCUUCCUGUCCCAGGUGUCAGCAGGGACACUCAGGGAAGCCUCUGCCAUGCAGGAGCUGCUCUGGGUCUGUUCACUCUGAUUUUCAAAGCUCUGCCAGUGGAUUGUAUGAACAAAAAGAGCGCUGGGGACAGUCAAGAGGAUGGGAGGGCACGGACACGUGGCUGGAGACACUGAGCUGGCUUUGGUUGGCAGCAUGGACACUGGCUUGUCUUAAUGCAAAAGGUUUCGGUCACAGACAUUUCUGGGUCGUGCUUGGGAUUUGUGAGAGGCAGGACACUUGGCUUGUCCUUUAUAAGUAGAGUAUUACUAUAUAUAUAUAAAUAUAUUAAAAAUAAUAAGAAUAUAAUAUAAGUAGUGCCCAUUAUAUAUUGUGGCUAAAGGCUGAGAAGGAUCCUGCUGCCUUCAGAGAGGCGUUGUGGUGCUGUGUGCCCCUGCUUUGUGCAGGGUUGUCCCUGUGCCCUGGCUGCAUGUGGAGGAGCAGGGUACCACCACUGAAGCCCAUGGGAGCUGUGAGGCUCUGCUUGCCAGGGUCAGCACACAGUGGUGUGGACGCCAUCUGAGCUGUCAUAACUAUCCUUGUGUGGUUUGAAUCUGGGUCUGCAGACUGAGCGGUGGCCCUUCACUAACACAAGUGUGCUUUUGUUGGGGCAGCAAUGUCUUUGGUGUUCCUCCUUUCCAACACAGGGCUAUUUUCUCAGUGUAGAUCUCCAUAAAAAGAUGGCUCCACAUCUGCUUACAGCCUGAGCAGCUCCAGCAGUAGCUCUAUGGCCCCUUAGCACACUUCUUUCUUUCCUGUACAGUUUAUUGCCCCGUGGCAUGAUCCCACCACUAUCCCACAUGCACAGACACGGAUGUCCACGCGAGGCCUUGCUCCACGCAUCUACAAUAUGCAGUCAAAUGAAUCUUGAGAACACAAUAAAAGUCCCUUUGUGGAUCUGAUGAGUUUGGUUUCCAAUGAGCUUAAUGGCUUCACUACAAUGUGCCCAUGCUUGACCUGCUGGAUUCACAAAGCAUGUGGAGAACACCUGGGCAUGUGCAAUGACCUGUGAUCACAUCUGUUUCCCAGCAGCUGUGCACAAGGGGAGAGCUUGGGCUCCCGCUCAUUUCCUUCCCUCCUCUUCUGUGUGCUGUGCCACCGACAGCAGGGUGGGUGCACUCGGGCUCCCUGUUUGCUGGCUCCGGGGUCCCCUGCAGAACCCCGGAUGGCUUUUUGCUUUCCCUCAGCGUCUUGCUGAUCACUGAAGGGCUGGGACUGUGCUAGUAGGAGAGCAGAGCUAGCUGACUCUCAGAUAAGUUGGCAGCAUCUCUGUGAGCUUUGGGUCUUGCCUAUUUGUGAGGCCAGAGAAUAGCCCUGGUUUCAGGCUGCAGUGAUCCAUAGUCCCAGGCACAGCCAGGACACUGCAAAACAGCAGCGAUUUUCACACCACAGCUUUCCCAUCCCCUCAUUUGUAACUCCCCCCUCUAGCAAACCUGGACUGCAGUCACUUGUUGUUCCCUGCAGACCAGUCCCUCCCUGUCUGGGACUUUGUAGCCCUCCUGGAUGUCUGCAAAACUUGAGGAACACCUGGCUGCCCACUUGCACCAUGCAGGCUGCUGCUCUGGGACGUGAGGAGCAUUGCCCCUUCUAUUUCUGGAGCUGCAGAGCAGGUUUAAGGAAUUCAUUGAUGCCCUCUGUGCUAAAAGGAGGAAGGGAGCUACCACAGCAGAUCCACAGGUGGGUUCCUGAUAGGUGUGAGCACAUCCUCCCCUUAGCUCCUGAACCAGAGCGAGCUGCAGGGCUGAGAUCCCAGCUUGCCUCACCUCUGCCCCAGCUGCAAGGAGGAGGCAGGGGCUGGUGGCACUCGGGGACAUGGCUGCCAAGGCAGAGGCUCCCAGAACAGCAUGGUGGUGUGAAGAGCUCUGCAGGACAUGGGGUUAGGCAAGGAGUCCGCAUUUUAAACCAGCCCAUGCGUGAGAACCGGUGUCAGGGACAGUGCUGUCCUGUGCAACAACCUGGGCUGCUGCUUCUCCGGACAGGAAUUGGAGCUGAAAACGCAGAUAAUUUUGUAAAUCUCCUUUUAACACAUUCGCAUGGGACUCUACACUCAGACAUCACAGCUGGCGCACCGACGUUGUUUUCCUUCACCUCCAACACAGUCCAACAAAGUCUUUUGGCCCGGAGACAAGACUUUUGCUCCUCGGUACUGUCUGAGAACGCGACUGGGUCCCAAGGCUGAAUCUCUCUUCAUAUCUCCUUUGCAUUCUUUAGGAAAGCAGCUCGAGAAUGUUUACACACUGCAAACAGAAUGUACAACUCCGACCAGGAACCACAAUCCGGUUCAACUGCAUGGCAAAUUUCUUGGCCAUCGAAUCUGGCAUGCAUCACAGAGGCCCCGUCUGUGUACAGAUCCACCUGGCAUUGCUCAUACCUUCAGAUCACGUCUUAAUAAGGAUAUACGAUGAUGCCAUUUCUUGUUCAUACCAGACACAGUUGUCAUUAGAUUUGUUAUUACCAGGGGGAUUCUUGAUCAUGCCAUUAAAAGCCUGUCUACCUUUUCA
Molecule: messenger RNA, 9309 nt
Organism: Coturnix japonica (Japanese quail)
Lineage: Eukaryota; Metazoa; Chordata; Aves; Galliformes; Phasianidae
Gene: TTBK1
Product: tau tubulin kinase 1
Biological process (GO): protein phosphorylation
Molecular function (GO): ATP binding; protein serine/threonine kinase activity
Source: RefSeq, a predicted model, not a curated record